GAAUUAAUGAGCGAAGGUGGGAAGGUGACGGAAGUCAACUACGUUUGCCAAACACCAUCAUCAUCCUUUUAUGUCCUUCGCCGCUCCUAUCCCUCUUCUCAUUCUUUCACUUCGUGGAACUCGCCGACCCACCCUCGAUCCCCUCCUCUUCUGCUUCCUCCUUCCCCUACCUGCGGCCUUCGGGAGGUCAACUACUCCAAUCCAAUCCGGGAGGCGGGAGCUAUGGAGGACGGGAAGAGUUUGUCGGCGGUGUCGAACGUGGGUGCGUGGGCGAUGAACGUCGUCAGCUCCGUGGGAAUCAUCAUGGCCAACAAGCACCUCUUGUCCGCCAACGAUUACGCCUUCACCUUCGCAACAACUCUGACCGGAUUCCACUUUGCCGUGACUGCACUUGCUGGCCUGGUGUCGAAUGCCACCGGGUUUUCUGCAUCGAAGCAUGUCCCACUGUGGGAGCUCCUGUGGUUUUCGCUUGUCGCCAACCUCUCCAUCACCGGCAUGAACUUGAGCCUAAUGCUCAACUCCGUCGGCUUCUAUCAGAUCUCAAAGCUGAGCAUGAUUCCCGUGGUUUGUGUCAUGGAGUGGAUCCUCCAUGGCAAGCAGUAUUCGAAAGAAGUAAAGAUGGCCGUGGUUGUAGUCGUCGUUGGGGUUGGGGUUUGCACAGUGACAGACGUCAAGGUUAACGCCAAAGGCUUCUUCUGUGCUUGCGCAGCAGUCGUAUCGUCUUCUUUCCAACAAAUCUCAAUCGGGUCAUUGCAGAAGAAGUACGCAAUAGGUUCCUUCGAGCUGCUGAGCAAGACAGCCCCCAUGCAAGCUCUUUCCCUCGUAUCGCUUGGACCCAUCAUAGAUUACUGCCUCAACGGCAAAUCCAUACUCAAGUAUGAGUUUUCUCCUGGUGCAAUCAUCUUCAUACUCCUCUCUUGUCUACUUGCUGUGUUCUGCAACAUCAGCCAGUAUCUCUGCAUCGGUCGCUUCUCAGCAGUGUCCUUCCAGGUUCUCGGCCAUAUGAAGACAGUCUGCGUGCUUAUACUUGGUUGGCUGCUGUUUGAUUCAGAAUUGACUCUAAAUAACAUAAUGGGAAUGGCGAUCGCUGUCAUCGGGAUGGUCGUCUAUAGUUGGGCUGUGGAAUCGGAAAAGCAAGCUAAGGCUAAGUUUCUAUCCAAAACCAGUUUGACCGAAGAGGACAUCCGCCUUCUCAAGGACGCUGUCGAAAACGCUUCGGUGAAGGAUGUGGAGCUCGGUGAGCCGAAGGCGUAACUGUGGAUUAGCAUUUGAUGAAGGAGCUGUAUAGCUAGCUUUAUGUAGCUCAUAAGCGAGGGAGCUUUUAGAACAUACAUUGCCGAUUCAUUUCAUAGUUCAUGGUUGGGAAGGGUUUGACAUUUCUGUUGUUCUUGAGUAAACAUUUCUGAAUCUUUGAUGGAAAUACAUUUACUGCUGCUAUAGAUUUGACAGAGACCAUUUCAUAUUACAAUCUCAUUUGCCACCGAAUGGAGUCUCUCAUUCAUCCAGGUGGAGACACAAUUGUUUAUAAGACCUCUCAUCCGCCUGCAGAGGCCGCCUCGACAAUCAAACAAUUAAAGACAAGUUCUUAAAAUUUUAAUUUGUUGUCCAAAAGUCACCAAAAUAAAGUUCCCAGAAGCCAGAUUAGAUAAUUACCUUUCUCCACCGCCAACCAGUCCAUCAAAGACAAGAACCUGAAUUAAAAGUUGCGCCAAAUAUCAUCUACGCAUACAGCCAGGCUUCCAAGUGUUUGAUAACAAAGGCAGUGAAACGAUCAUGCCAUGGAAGAGAAGAGCCUCCUAUGAAGUCUGAGAUGCGAUGUAUCAUUACAAUUUAUUUUCCUGAACAAGUACAUAGAUAUUAUGAUUGAACAUUUACUACUACCGUGUCCUUAAUCAUGCUGUAUCAUUAGAAAUAGCUAAAAUACACAUUUCCAGAGAAAGGCAAAACAGAAUCGACUAAAAAGUAUUUGAUGAACCUUCUUUAUGUUCGUGGGUCAGGCCGGGCCUGCCUUAUUGAGAUGAAUCAAUAUACAUGACUGCAACAAUACACGAACAACGUCUACCCACAAAAACUAAUAAAAAACCAGAGUUGCAUCUGCUUAUCUUGCGCAAACAUACUACACAUGGCUAUACCAACCUACCGAUUCCAUGAUCGGAAGUUUUGGUAGACGGAGUAGAGGAUAUUAGGGAGAAAAAAAUUGUAGCACACCUUCUAUCUACAAUCGAGAAAGCAGGAUCCAUGUACCCGUGGAAGACUUAAAAAGGUCCUGUUACUACCUGUGCCUGCCAAUGACAACAAAUAAGCUGGAUUUUGAAUACUGACC
Molecule: messenger RNA, 2323 nt
Organism: Musa acuminata AAA Group (dessert banana)
Lineage: Eukaryota; Viridiplantae; Streptophyta; Magnoliopsida; Zingiberales; Musaceae
Product: UDP-rhamnose/UDP-galactose transporter 3-like
Exons: 5
Coding region: 7-1254 (415 amino acids)
Cellular component (GO): Golgi apparatus
Molecular function (GO): UDP-galactose transmembrane transporter activity; antiporter activity
Source: RefSeq, a predicted model, not a curated record